AUGGCUGAUAAUACUUUGACGGUGUUGUUUUGCGCGACGCCUUCCGGUAUCAGCUAUCAGGUUUGCUACCGUGAUGAUCAGGAUGGCGUGCUUCACACGGGUGUCUGGGUGCGGCGAUACCUGGGCCUCCUAGUCCAUCUCACACGUCAACUGGGCGAAGUCAGCAAAGAUUGCCGAGUCGUGGAUGUGAUACGAGCUCCAUCCCCACAGGACCUGCUGGAAAUUUGGACCAUGAACCAAAGCGUUGCAAAGCCGCCGCAAACCACUCUCCACGAGCUCUUCAGCACGCAAGCACACCUGAGGCCAACGGCCACUGCGAUUGACGCCUGGGAUGGCGUCCUCUCGUACGAGAGACUUGACCAACUUUCAACGCGUUUGGCGGACCUCAUCCUAGCGUCCGGCGCGCAGCACGGAUCCUCCAUCGCACUCUAUCUGCGCCGCUCCAUGUGGCUGAUUGUUGGCAUGCUGGCGGUAAUGAAAGCUGGCUGUGCCUUCGUCCCAUUCGAUCCCGACUGGCCAAUUGCGCGACGCAACCGCGUCAUGCAGCUUACACAAAGCCGCAUUGUGCUGACAUGCAAAGACUUCGUUUACACCCCGGCGGAGACUGAAGAAGCUCCGCCCGGCAUCACCAUCUUGCGAUUGCCAGACUGCCUGGAGCUGGUACAGUUCGAGGUGCGAUCUGUGACCCUGCCAUCAGUGGAUUCUAGCGCAGCCGCAUAUGUUCUCUUCACCUCCGGUAGCACGGGCGAACCGAAGGGAGUUGUGAUCGAGCACCGCAGCAUCAUAAUAUCGCUACAAGCCAAUGGAGCGCAGCUAGGUGCUGGCGAACAUACUCGGAUUUUACAGUUCGCCACCCCGACUUUCGAUAUCUCUGUUGCGGAGAUUUGGGGCACUUUGAUCCUAGGAGGCGCUGUGCUAGUGCCGUCCGAGGCGGAUCGAAAGACGAAUCUACCCGAAUACAUUGUGGCCAAGCAGGUCAAUCAUGCGGCCUUGACGCCGACGGUCGCGCGAUUGUUCACGCCCGACGAUGUGUCUUGCUUGAGAACACUUGUGCUUGGAGGGGAGGCUGUUCUGCCAGCAGAUGUGAAGCGGUGGAGAUCGGUUCCGAAUCUCUUCAAUGGCUUUGGGCCGACGGAAUGCUCGGUAUGCUGCGCUCUGCACCGCAUCGGGGAGAACGAGACCGCGCCUGCAAUAGGACGUCUUCGUGGUGUGCCGCUCUGGGUUGUGGACCCCGAAGAUCAUGAGAGGAUCAUGCCCAUGGGAGCAGUGGGCGAGCUGGUCGUCGAGGGAUGGAGUGUAGGACGUGGGUACUGGGGCGACAAUCUCAGCACACAGGCGGCUUUUCUCGCCGAUCCAGUGUGGUUGACCGCGGGCUGCAAGGACAACUUUCCAGGGCGGCGAGGCAGAAUCUACAAGACCGGUGACUUGGUGAGGUAUGAUCCAUUCGGCAACUUGCUGUAUGUGGGCCGCAAGGCCGAUGAUCUUCAAGUCAAGAUCAGAGGCCAAAGGCUGGGCCUCGGAGAUGUGGAAUCGCAUCUGCGUGACUGUCUGCCCACUGGAGCGGAGGCCAUUGUCGUGGAUGUUGCCGACAUGAGCUCUACCAUAUUGGUCGCGGUGCUUUGCUUUCACUCCAAAUAUUAUGGGAAAGUUCCGGAUGGCCCAGUUCUGACAGUCAUGUCGCCAGCUGAAGCGGCUGCAAUCCAAGCACAAUUGGCAGAACAGGUACCCGCAUACGCUGUGCCCACCAUCUUUCUCCGCAUCGCUGCGAUUCCAUCCACGACAUCCGACAAGGCUGACCGGAGACGGAUUCGUGCGUUGGCGAAAGAUUCUUUGCCCACACUUCGGGAUCAAGUCAUCUCCCGCAGUACGGGCAUACGACUACCAACAACACCAGAGUCGCGAAGCCUGGCAGCAAUAUGGGCUCGGAUUUUGCAAAUCCCCAUGGAUAGAAUCGGACUCGACGACAACUUUUUGAAGUUGGGAGGUGAUUCGGUCAAAGCGGUCGCGCUCGUUCGAGACGCACGGCUGAGGCUGGGGCUGCAGCUGACGAUGGAACAAGUUUUCCAGUCCGCUACCUUGGAGGAUCUCGCAGCAGCAUCGACGAUUGCCUCGAACGCCGAGGAAGGAGCCCCAAUCGAGCCCUUCUCCCUGUUACCAGCACAGGACAUCGACGUCCCAGAGCUGCGCCAUGACCUUGCAAUUUCCUGUGGACUUCAAGAGCACACCUCUGUACGGGACGCCUACCCAUGUACGCCUCUACAAGAGGUCCUUCUGUCGCUAUCUGCUCAAUAUGUCGGAGCCUACACGAUCCAGAGGGUACUCCGGCUGCAGAAUGAGGUGAACUUGACCCGGUUCAUAGAAGCGUGGGAGGAAGUGGUUCGACACACUGCAAUUUUGACGACCAGAAUCACCCAGCAUCCAAAAUACGGUCUGAUGAACGUGGUGUCUGGCGAGCCCAUACACUGGACGCACUUGUCGUCUGCAGAUCUAGAAUCCUUCUUGCAAAGAGAUCGCGAGACGGCAUUGAGCACGGAUCAGCCGCUCAUGCGAUGUGCCGUUGUUCAUGCGGAUCCAGACACGCCUCGAUACUUUGUGUGCACCAUGCAUCAUGCUCUCUACGAUGCCUGGUCCAUGCCUCUACUUUGGGAACGUUUGUUGCAAGCUUUCCGUGGGGAACAGUUGAUCCCAUCCACAUUCGCGCCAUUCGUCAAAUGGUGCAAGUACGGCAGAGAUGAGCCAUCCAGGCGAUCAUACUGGGAAGAGGUCAUGCAUGACUCGGAUUCCACCACACUCUUCCCGCCAGUGCCCACAUCGAUCAGUAAAGUGCGUGAGGAUUCUUGCUCGGAAUACCAAUGGUCCAUGCUCGAACGCAGUGCUUCUGGGAUCACGAGAGCCAACCGCCUUGCCGCCGCCUGGGCCCUUGUCGCAGGCCAUUACUCUGGCUCUCAGGAUGUACUCUUUGGCGUUACCACGUCGGGCCGGAGUGCGCCUGUUGUCGGUAUUUCUCAAAUCAUGGGGCCCACCAUCGCCACCGCUCCUCAGCGAGUGCGAUUUCGUCUCGAUCAACCAGUGUCUGAAUUUCUACAAGCAGUGCAAGAUGCUGCCAUAGGACGCAUCCCCUUCGAACAGACUGGUAUUGAGCAGAUUUCUGGCUACAGCUCGGAAACGAGAAAGAUCCGCGCGAUCCAGACCUUUCUGGUGGUGCAGCCCGAAGAGUACGGUGGCCACGAGAUGGGAGAGGUGGGUGAGUGGGUGACGGGGGCUGGCAAUUUCCGGUACGACGUUUCCGCGCUCACGCUGGAAGUCUUUCUCAAACCUCAGGGAGAGAUCCGCUGCGUCGCCUAUUAUGAUUCUCGUGUAAUCGAGAACCGUAUCGUGAAGCGAUGUGUCUCCCAGCUCGCUCACGUAACCUGGCAAUUGGAUGCUGCUUCGCCGGAUGCCACAGUGGGCAGCAUAGAAAUCUUGACCAUGACCGACAUCAAGGAGAUAUUGGCCCUGCAGGAUGAGCCACUGCGACCCGUGACAGAAGCACUUCCACACCGUGACAUCGCCAUGCAGGAGCACACGCGACCCAUGGCGCCAGCAGUACAAGCACACGACCGUGUUCUCAACUACACCCAGCUGUGGACGGAAUCUGGCCGCCUGGCGCAGCGACUCAUUGUGUUAGGCGUGGGGCCAGGACAUCAAAUACCGCUGUUCCUGCCUCCUUCCAGCUCAGUCGUAGUGUCAAUGAUUGCAGUGCUUCGCACAGGCGCAAGCUUUGCGCCCAUUUCUCCGGACUUGCCGGAUGCACGAGUCCAGCAAUUACUUCUCAAACUCGAAUACCCAGUGUACGUUACGUCUCCAUCGAUGAACAGCCGAGAUGUGUCGUUCGGCAAGACAGCACAAAUAAUUUUGCAGCCAGAUUCCGAGGUGGAGAUAACAGAUGUUGCCAUUCCGGAAGCCGUCGAGCCAGAUUCUGCGGCAUGGGUUAUAUUCACAUCUGGUUCCACGGGCACCCCCAAAGGCGUGGUUAUCUCGCACUCUGCUGCGCACACGAGCUUCCGCAAGCUCGGCGAGACAUUUGAGCUGGGACGACAUAGCCGCAUGCUUCAGUUCUCGUCGCUUGCUUUCGACGCCUGCGUUCUGGAGAUCAUUGGUACGCUGAUGCACGGAGGCUGCAUCUGCAUACCAGCCCCCGAUUCACAGCAGUCAACGACCGACCUUCCUCUCGCUCUUCAGAAAAUGCACGUCAAUACCGCCAUCUUGACGCCGUCGAUUGCCCGUCAGGUUGAGCCCAAGGAAGUGUCUUGUCUCGACACCCUCAUCCUCACGGGCGAAGCGCUGGUGCAGAAUGAUCUGGACCGCUGGCAAGACGUUCCGCGCUUGUUCAACGCAUAUGGACCGGCUGAAUGUUCCAACAUGUGUGCAGUACGUCGCAUCCGACCGGGCGACAGUGAUCCAGAGUGCAUUGGCUCCUUGUCUGGUGUAGAGAAUUGGGUUGUCAACCCCGAAAUGCCCGGCCAACUAUCGCCCGUAGGAGGAGUGGGCGAACUUGUCGUUGGAGGCGCAACAGUAGGAAGUGGAUAUCUGCGAGACCCCGAGAAGACGGCAGCCGCUUUUAUCCAGGAUCUACCCUGGCUUGCACGAGGGCCACAGCGAGGAACAAUUGGAAAGCCGAUGCGUAUGUAUCGCACUGGUGACCUCGUUCGCGUAAAGCCUGAUGGGACGUUGUCGUAUUGCGGGCGCAAAGACAGUCAAGUCAAGAUCCGAGGGCAGCGCGUAGAGUUGGGUGACAUUGAACAUCACGCGAUGCGCUUGGAUGGAACGCCUGAAGCGGUCGCAGAAGUGGUCGAGGUGGGCGAACAAGCCCAGCAGCUGCUGGUCGUCUUUCUGCGGGAGAACGGCGACGUCGAUAUUCCCGUCCUGUGCGCUUCGCAUGCCCUCAUCCCGCAGCUUGAGAACACACUACCCCGACACAUGGUACCCUCGUAUGUCAUCUGUAUACCGGUCAUGCCGUGCUCGUUGUCGGGCAAGACGAACCGAAGUCAGCUGCGGAAAACGGCGCGGGAAUUGAUCGAGACGCAGUGGCGAGAUACGAUGCAAGCCUCCGUCGCCGAACAGCGCUCUGCAACCACAUGGGAAGAACGAGUGCUGGCGCAGGCCUGGAAAGAGGCGUUGGGCGCGCGUGUCGCGAGCCGCCAAAUUGGGCUCGACGACGACUUCGUGCAGCUUGGCGGCAGUUCCAUUGACGCUUUGAAGGUGGUCAGCGCUUGUCGGAGGCUAGGAUUCAGUCUGACGGUGGCUACAGUGCUCCGGUUUCGGUGCCUGGAAGCGCAAGCACGUCAAGGAACACGAGUGGUAAAAGGACAUAGCGACGUCAACGGAAUGCACCAGGAAUCAUAUGCACCGUUCAGCCUUCUGACAACAAAGACCACUAUCGAUACUCAGCAGCUGCGUGCCGACGUGGCUUCGGAAUGCGGCAUCCCGGUCGAGACGGUGCAAGAUGCAUAUCCGUGUGUCCCAUUGCAAAUCGGACUGUUGUCAUUGAGCAUGCAAGGCGUGGCCGACCGGGCAUACUUGUUACAGCACACUUUUGACGUUCCCCGCGAAUUCGACAUGGCACGUAUCAAGCGGGCCUGGGCGGAGGUAGUGCGUACCACGGAUGUACUGCGAACGCGGAUCGUUCAUCAUCAAACGGCUGGAUUUCUGCAAGUUGUGGUGCACGAAGAGAUGUGCUGGCAAGAACAUAAUGACGAACGCAGUCCUACACGGAUGGGUCUGGGCGAACGACUGAGUACAUUCGACAUGAUUCGCAGCACCAGCAGUCACCCAGAUCGAGCAGUGAAGGAAGACUGCCGGAAGCUGGUAUGGACGGUGCAUCACGCCGUCGCCGAUGGCUGGACGCUCGAGCUUAUUCUAGACAAGGUGCGACGCCUUUACGACGGCGUAUCUUCAGCUCCUGCUCCUUCUGAUACGUUUCGCCCUUUUGUUCGCUGGUUCCACAAGCACUGGAGCGACGAUCAGGCGGUGCAGUACUGGCGCGAAAAUCUCGCGGGCAUCCAGACUUCGACAUUUCCUCCCCUGCAAGCUGCGGCUGUUGAUGGGAUAGUCGCGGAUACCAGCAUAGAGCACUGCUGCUCCAUUCCCGUCGCUGAAGAUGCUACCUUUGCUAGUAUCGCUCGCGCCGCUUGGGCUCUGGUGCAGAGUCGCCAUGCCAUGUCUCGCGAUGUUGUCUUCGCUGAGGUACGCUCCGGUCGUACUGUCGACUUGCCGCAAGCAGAGACCAUCAUUGGACCCAUGCUAACCACGCUUCCUUUCCGCGCGCGUGUAGAGGCUGGCACGACUGUAGGGGGUUUCUUGGAGGACAUCCAGAAGACCGCGCUCAGCAGCAUUGCCCACGAGCAUUUGGGCCUCCGACGAAUUGCUGGCAUCGACAAUGAUUGCGCUGCUGCGUGUGCGGCGGUGAAGACACUCAUCGCUAUCCAGCCAUCGCCGCGGCCUAAGAGCGACUCUCCAGUAGAACAAUUGUUUCGUGAAGCGCCUCGGUAUCGCCUGGUUGACUACGCCUUAUGUAUUGAGAUCACGCCCGGCGAGCAGGCGGACGAUGGUCAAAUGGGGGUUCGACUACACGCCGGGUUCGACCCACGUAUCGUAGGUGAGGCAUAUGUCUGCCGUCUGCUACGCCACUUGGCCUCGGCUCUAGUCCAACUUGCUUCUUUGCCGCGCAAUGCUGCUCUUGCAAGGGCUUCUACCCUCCCGUCCGAGGAAAUUGAGCAGAUCUGGGCGUGGUCGACGAGUAGUUCCUCAACGCCGGGAGCUUCAGAGCUUCUUUUACACGAGAGAAUCCUGCAAAAUGCGCAGUCCCGGCCGCACGCACUAGCCGUGCAGGCCUGGGAUGGAGAUCUAACCUACUCGCAACUUGCCGGCCUUUCGCUUGCGCUGGCUCGCCGUUUGCGUCGUUACCAUGGAGUUGGUAGAACGUGCCAAUUCGUGCCAUGGUACGUCGAGAAAUCGCGAUGGUCAGUCGUGGCGUUUCUGGCAGUCCUUUGUACCGGUGCAGCGAUCGUGCCGCUGGAACCCGCACACCCUUUCGCCCGCACGGAGCAGUGCCUCUCGUCACUUCCAGAUGCUUCUGCUGCUGGACGCAUCGCCAUCGUAUCGGCGAGUCUGGCAUACCGCUGGGCGUCGAGGCUCGACACGCAACUCAUCGAGCUGUGCGACGACUUGUUCCACCAUUUGGAGGGUGAAGAUGCCGGCGGCGAUGACGAUGAUACUGCUGCUGCGAUGCUAUCGAAUGUAGCGCCUGCCGCCCCAUGUUGGGUGCUCUUCACCUCGGGCACUAGCGGUCGUCCGAAAGGCGUAGUACUGGAACAUCGCGCCCCUGCUGCCUCUUUCCCGCAGAUCGCGCACAUGCUUGGGCUGGGGCAGCACACACGCAUGCUCCAGUUCACUUCACACGCCUUCGAUGCAUUUACAUGGGAGAUCAGCACGUCGCUACUCGUCGGCGGUACCCUGCUCGUCCCGUCCGAGGAGCAGCGGAUGCACUCGCUCCCAGCCUUCUGCGCCCAGUUCCACCCUAACGCCGCCUGCCUCACUCCCGGCCUCAUUCGUGCCUACUCACCGCAGGCACUAUCAACCUUGCAAGUCUUGCUAGUCGGCGGCGCAGCGCCUUCGAAGCAAGACUUCCGGGCAUGGAGCCAUGUGCCCAGUCUCUGGAACGCGUAUGGCCCAACGGAGGCAUCAGUGAUCAGUGCCCUGGCCUGUGCUUCAAAGGCACAUCCCGAAUUGAUAUCCGGUUGCCUUGGCCGCAUUCCAGGGACAUCUCUGUGGGUGUGCGAUCCCGAAGAUUCCUGUGUCCUGGCGCCGAUUGGGACGGUCGGCGAAUUGGUUAUCGAAUCACCGACCUUGGCAAGGGGCUACUUGGACGCGGACCAGACAGCGGCAAGCUUUAAAGAAGACCCGGAGUGGCUGGUGGAAGGGGUCCGCGGUCUUCGUCCGGGUAAGCAUGCAAAAGUCUACCGCACAGGCGAUCUGGUACGUUUGGACGAGCAAGGCCAGUUGCACUACCUUGGUCGCCGCGACAAGCAGGUCAAGAUCCGAGGGCAGCGAGUCGAGCUGGCCGACGUCGAACACAACAUAGUCGAGUGUCUGGAUGACGUAGCUUCGACCGUUGUUGUAAUGCAACGAGAUGGCCUGCAGAAGAUGGUCGCCUUCGUGCGCAUGGGCCACCCACUAUCCAGUGGGGAAGUCUCUCCUCACCUCACAGCGCAUGCUCUUUCGCCGGCUGCGGAAAUUCGUCUCAAAGACCGACUUCCAGCGUACAUGCUGCCGAAAACGUGGAUCUCUAUUGGUGAAAUUCCUCUGACGACGUCGGGCAAAACGGACGAGGACACGCUCCAGAGAUGGAUCAAGGCGUUUCAUGAUCACGAGCUUGAUCGCCGACGCACGGCAAUCAAGCGCAUGCCCACAACAUCUCUCGAGAAGGCGCUUCAUCGGUCGUGGGCCCAGGCGUUGAACUUGGAAGGAGAUGCCAUUGAUAUGGAAAGCAACUUCUUUGCCAUCGGCGGCGAUUCCAUCUCUGCGCUCGAGCUGGUCGCCGGUCUUCGUCGGACUGGAAUUGAGCUGGCUGUGACCGAUAUCUAUCGCAAACCGGCGCUUGGAGAUCUCUCCAAGUGGCUCGAAUGUAGUGCAGCCCCGAGCCCCCCGAUCAGGUCGGAGGCCGACAAGAUCCUGCCAUUCUCCUUGCUUCCCAGCGAAGUCGAGGUGGAGCAGCUACGCGGCGAAGUCGCAGGUCUGUGCGGUACAUCACCUGAAUCCGUCGAAGAUGUUUUUCCAUGCACUGCAUUGCAGACGGGCAUGCUGGCAGUGUCUGCUCAAUCUACGGGCGCAUACGUGCUCCGCUACGUCCUUGAGUUUGGUCCAGGUCAUGACUUGACUCGGUUUCGGACGGCAUGGCAGGAUCUGCUUGGCAUGAUGCCAAUCUUACGCACUCGCAUACUGAACCACUGGAGUGCUGGAUUUCUGCAAGUCGUCCUCCGGUCCGAACAUGCCGAAGAAACAGGCCCUGCUGAGAGGCAAGAGCUGGCGUCGUGCACCGGCUCUUUGGUGGAGGCUCGUGAAGAUUCACCAGCACGUUUCAUCCUGCAGAUCCAUCAUGCCCUGUACGAUGCCGUCACUCUGCAGCUUCUGGUGGACACCCUGAGCAGCCUCUACCAGGGAGCUCACACUCACGGCCUUGCCGACUAUCGUUUGUUCAUCAAACAUCUUGCCAGCAAUGGCUCUACUGCCUCGGAGCAAUUUUGGCGCAGCACCUUGGACGAUUUCCACGCACCCGUCUUCCCGUCUUUGCCAUCAUCGGUUUCAGAGGUCAUCGAGAAUCGCACGACGGUGAUCCAAUGUACCUUUCCGGUAGUACCAGCCCAUGUGACCAGGGCGAGCAUACUCCGCGCAGCUUGGGCCCUCGCAGUAAGCUGGUACACCGGCCACGAAGACGUCGUCUUCGGAGAUGUACGCUCAGGUCGUGAUGCCGACCUCGUCGGUAUUGAGCGCAUGCCGGGUCCUACGAUUGCGACCGUGCCAUUGUCUAUUCGUGCCACUGGAUCUUUGUCUGUUCCAGAGUAUUUGCAGCAGGUCCAGCAUCGGAUUUCCUCGAUCUCACCCCACGAACAGCUGGGAUUGCACAAGAUCCAAGGUCUAUCCAGCGCUUGUGCAAACGCCUGUCGGUUUCAAACCCUUUUCAACAUCCACAUUGGCCAGGCGUGGACGCCUGCCGACAAUGCAAAUGGCACAAAUGAACUUCAUGCAUGGACAGCCGACUCAGACUUUAAGCUGAGAUCGUUUGCGCUGGUCGUGGAGGCUACCAUUGAGCGACAAAAGCCUGACUACACCGUAACAGCAUCCUUCGACAGCAGAGUCAUCAGCGAUUGCACCCUCGAGAGAGUCUUGCAUCAGUUCAGCUCGCUCGUCACCCGACUUGCCACUUCUGCUAGCGAUGAUACCCAGAGACUUUCUCAACUAGGCACUAUCAGUGAUGCGGAUCGACAGCUGAUCAACAUUGCUGAUUAUGGGCACCUGGGACGGGGAAAAUGGCUGGUUCUCCCACACGACCAAACAAGGCUGGCACCAGCUGGCGCUGUGGGUGAGCUGGUGCUUGAGCACAAGGAUGACCUCCACCAAGACCGUCCCUCGUUCGAGGUAGCUGUGGCGUCCGAUGUCCAGUGGCUGGACAAGCGCCCUACAACAACGUUAUGGAGUAAUGGGGAAUAUGUCCGCUAUGAGCACGGCCACGGCCUGAUCCACGUUGGAUGGAAGGACCGAGCAGACUCCGAAGAUGUUAACGUGUCCAGCGAUGCGCCAGGUAAAGACGAAAGCAACGAGACUUCAAAGCUGCAGACCGAGACUGAGAUAGUCGUCGCAAGCCUGUGGGCAGAGGUGCUAGGACAAGACUUCCACCAGAUAACGCGCGCGGAUUCGUUUUCGCUCCUGGGGGGAAAUUCGGUGUCGUGUGUAUCUCUGAUCUCCAAAUGCCGUGCUCGUGGUUUUCUGGUCUCCGUUCCUGAUUUGUUGCGCCAUCCUCGAUUGCAGGACUUUGCCGCCAUCGCAGCGAUAUCAAGAAGCUCGGUGCGUGACGAGACAGAUGCACCGUUCUCGCUCCUCUUCCACGGCGAAACCCAAAGCAAGCAGUUGGAGGCGUUCCUCACAGCAAAAGUGAUGCCCGGGGUUGGGUGCGACCGUCAAGAAAUAGAAGAUGUCUUGCCGUGCACGUACAUGCAGGUGGAAUUUCUUCAAAUGGACGGCGGCUUGCAGCAUCAUUUGCGGCUGGAUUUCGGGCUGCGGGACAUUCACGCUGCUGCGCUGGAACAGGCUGUCUUUGGUCUUGUAACCCGCCACUCAAUCUUGCGCACCGUCUUCUGCCUCGAUGAUGACCACGGCUACAUUCAGGUUGUCCUCCGGUCCGUCCGGUCGCAGAUCUACACAAAUAUUCACUUUGGCGAAUGUGAAGCCCUUGAUAGCGCUGCCGCAAGGCUAAUCGAAAUGGCGAGGACGUCGCUGCACACGUCGUCGGAACAGAAGCUGCGCUUCGUCUUGCUCUCGAGGGAUAGCGAGGCCGCAAAGGAACACAGCUUGCUGAUACUGAACCUCAGCCACGCCCAAUUUGAUGGCUUCAGCCUGCCGGUGAUCGUGAGAGAUCUCGCUGCUCUAUAUCAAGUCGCCGAAGAUGAACUGGCGGCCAGGUCCCAGGUGAAUACCACAGCACUGAGAAUGCCGGCUUCUCAGUUCUCUGAAGUCAUAUAUGGCAGAUCCCACACUUCAACUUCAAAAGUUCGCAUGCACUGGGCACGAUUGCUGGCCGGAGCUUCCGCUGUUCCUCCCUUCACCGAGAACUAUCUCCAAGCUUCCUACCAGAAUUUCGAGUGCGAGCUUCUCGACGGCACACAGCCUCGAUCCUGCUCCAAAGUUGAGAAAACUGUCUCGCUUGCUACGUGGAACCGCAUUAGCGAGCCUGCACAGAAGUCAUAUGCAGAUGUCGGCACAGGCAUUGUCGUCUCCGCAGAAGACGUUCUUACUGCGGCAUGGGCAGUCGCCACCGCGUUCGUCGGGCGCUCUGACGACGUCCUCUUCGGUCUUGUUGUCAAUGGACGGCGAGCUCUUCCAGGAAAUGUCGCAAACGGAGAAUCCAUUGUCGGACCUUUGAUGAAUAUUAUCCCGGUUCGGGUCAAGGUCCCUUUGUACAACGACCCAGUCGAACCUGCCAACAGAUUGCAGACUGGCAGACAUGCCUUGUUACGGGACUUAGUGUCUGCACUCGCAACCCAAAAUGCACAAUCUGCUGCGCAUGAGCAGACGGACCUGGACGAGAUUGCGACCGAAUUCGCACCUUCGGGAGUCUGGCCGGAACUGCCAAAACCAUCCGCCGGCGCUAGGAGACGAUUCCGAUGGGGUUCGAUCGUUGCAUGGCAGGACUACCGACGCUUGCAAGCAGUCGAUGAGCCGUCUCGCGCAACAGACGCUGGAGAAGAUUCCGCCGACAUCGCUCGAGGUUACUUGAGCCCCUUUGCUUCGUUGUCGCAGAUCAGCUUCGCCGGUAGACCUUGCUCGGUGACAAGUCACGUUCCCUCUCCCGAUCUCGCGAAUGUAACCCUCGUCGGCCGAGUCGAGGAUAAUGACCAGGGCGAUGUGCGACUCUCCUUGGAACAUCUCCCUGGGGCAAUCACCUCGGAAACUGCCCGGCUUCUUGUGGACGCCGUGGUGGCGACGAUUGAAAUCAUGGCCACUGAGCCGGACGUUCUGCUUCACGAGCUUGUCGCAAGACUCGGGUAGUCGAGAUGGAAAGCAGGCGCUAGGAGCGUGGUGACUGCGCGUACAAGGGAGGAGUAUUCAGGUCGCAUUUCGACCGGGAUUCGUGUCAUCUGGGAGCGGC
Molecule: messenger RNA, 12403 nt
Organism: Zymoseptoria tritici IPO323
Lineage: Eukaryota; Fungi; Ascomycota; Dothideomycetes; Mycosphaerellales; Mycosphaerellaceae
Exons: 1
Coding region: 1-12303 (4100 amino acids)
Biological process (GO): amino acid activation for nonribosomal peptide biosynthetic process; secondary metabolite biosynthetic process
Cellular component (GO): cytoplasm
Molecular function (GO): phosphopantetheine binding; catalytic activity
Source: RefSeq, a predicted model, not a curated record